AUGCUGAAUCAAGGAAAGAAAGUUGAAUUUGUGGCCAACACAACUAAAGUAGGACUUGCUGGUAUUACCACAGCCUUUAUGUCUAAUCUAGUUGAUAAUAACUGGAUAGUUGACACGAGUGGGAAAGAGAUAGGAAUUGGUAAGGAGGAUCAGGGCCUCUACAUACUGAAAGCUAGAUCACAAGGAGGAUUCAGUUCUGAUUCUGCCAGUAAACAUAGCCUGCCUGCUUUAUAUCAUCUAAAAGUAUUUGGAAGCUUAUGUUAUGCCACUAAUGUGAAGAAAACUGACAAGUUCUGUCCUAGAGCAAUUUCUGUUGUUCAUCUGGGGUACUCUAACUUAGUGUCUGAUCAUGUACCUUCUUCCAUUGCUGAGGAAACUUCUUCUUCUCUUGCUUCUUCUGUUGUGUCUUUUCCACCAUAUUCUUCUGUUUCAUCUCCUAGUUCCAGUACUUCUUCAUCAUCAUCUCAGCCAGUGAUUCAGCCAGCUAUGGAGACACUCAAAAGAUCUUCUAGAUCCUAUAAACCACUUGUGUGGAUGCAGGAUUAUGUGGUGCAGUCUAAGCUGCCCUUCUGCUCUUGUCAUAUCUCCUUCUAUGUCUGCUAUGAUCACUUGUCCCCUGCCUAUAAAGCUUCUUUGAAUGCUUACUCAGCAGUACUUGAACCUUCAUCCUACGCUAAAGCCUGCAAGGAUCCCCUCUGGGUUAAUCUUAUGAAGGCUAAAAUAGCAGUACUUGAAGAGAACCAGACUUGGACCAUAGUUGAUUUUCCUCAGGGCAAAACUCCUAUUGAUUGUAAAUGGGUAUUCAAGAUAAAAUACAAAUCAAAAGGAGAAGUGAAAAUAUACAAAGCCAGGCUUGUAGCCAAAGGCUAUAGCCAACAGGAGGGACUGGACUAUACUGAGACAUUCUCUCAUGUGGCCAAAAUAGUUAUAAUGAGGUCUGUAGUAGCUCUGGCAGCAGGUUCUCACUGGUCCAUUUUUCAGAUGGAUGUGCGUAAUGCAUUUCUCCAAGGGGACCUUUCUGAAGAGGUUUUUAUGUAA
Messenger RNA from Nicotiana tabacum (common tobacco), 1038 nucleotides. The record is from RefSeq and is a predicted model, not a curated record. Lineage: Eukaryota; Viridiplantae; Streptophyta; Magnoliopsida; Solanales; Solanaceae.